GUAUAAUGAGAAUGAAAGCCAGGCAAGAAGGAAUAAGACUGGAAUGACCGAAAGUGUCGUACUAGGUGGGUGUUCCAUGAAGAACUGGCAACACAUGACAGAAGCAUCAGUGUUAUUUGACACGUGGGGUGGUGUACAUCAAUCUGAUUUUGCUGGUAGUGACACAGGGAAUACAUAGUACAUCAGUGCAUCACGAUGCCUGGAGGAACAUCGGAAGUUAAGCCUCCGAAUGAGGAAGUUCAGCAGCUCCUGCUUUCCGUCAAGGAUCAGGUUGAGGAGAAACUGGGACGGUCUGUAUCGCAGUUUAAACUUCUCUCCUACAAGACCCAAGUUGUGGCAGGAAUGAACUACUUCGCUAAGUCUGAUCAGCACAUUAACUGUGUUCAGAUUGACAUUGGAGAAGAGGAUGUGGUUCAUGUACGUGUAUACAAGGACCUGAAGCAGAAGGUCUCCCUACACUCCCUGCAGCAUCCCAAAGCUCACCAUGAUGAUCUCACUUAUUUUUGACUUACUCUCUUGCUAUGUAAGUUUAUUUAGGCAUUAUAAUUGUACUUAUGUGUACCUGUACCUAAAUAAACUUACUACCCACAAGUUUGGGACCCAGUUCUCUUAAGCCUAGUAUAUUCCUUGUGCAAAAGGCUAUUAUUGUAAGAAUUACUUCUAACUUGAUUUUAUGGAUUAUUGCCAUUAUAAACUGUAUUUCUUCUGUAAAUUACUUUGGCUAACAUAAUGCUAGAACCCAAUUUCUUGAUUCAUUAUGUGCCUCUUUAAUAUUUUGAUUACCGCCCACAAGAUGGGUAUGAGGUAAAUAAUGUUAUCCAGCUAUACUAAUAUGAUCCAUUAAAGAGUUUCCAGAACCCAUGGGA
Cherax quadricarinatus is the source of this 866-nucleotide messenger RNA. RefSeq names its product cystatin-B. Gene Ontology annotation, cellular component: cytosol. The record is from RefSeq and is a predicted model, not a curated record. Gene Ontology annotation, molecular function: cysteine-type endopeptidase inhibitor activity. NCBI's taxonomy places the organism in Eukaryota, Metazoa, Arthropoda, Malacostraca, Decapoda, Parastacidae.